AUGGGGCUGCAGAUGCGCGUGCAGAGGGCAGCAGGGCGUACGGCGCGCGGGGCGCACAGGGCAGCGGGGCGCACAGGGCAGCAGGGCAGCAGGGCGCGUGGGGCGCAGCAGGGCUGCAGAGCGCGCGGGGCGUGCAGGGCACGCAGGGCAGCAGGACAGCAAGGCGCGCGGGGCGCGCAGGGCUGCAGGGCGCACGGGGCGCACAGGGCAGCAGGGCAGCAGGGCGCACAGGGCUGCAGGGCAGCAGGGCGCACAGGGCUGCAGGGCAGCAGGGCGCACGGGGCGCGCAGGGCUGCAGGGCGCGCGGGGCGCGCAGGGCAGCAGGACAGCAGGGCGCGCGGGUCGUGCAGGGCUGCAGGGCGCGCGGGGCGCACAGGGCAGCAGGGCAGCAGGGCGCACGGGGCCGCAGGGCAGCAGGGCGCACAGGGCUGCAGGGCAGCAGGGCGCGCGGGGCGCACAGGGCUGCAGGGCGCGCAGGGCAGCAGGACAGCAGGGCGCGCGGGGCGCGCAGGGCUACAGGGCGCGCGGGGCGCACAGGGCAGCAGGGCAGUAGGGCACGCGGGGCGCAGCAGGGCUGCAGAGCGCGCGGGGCGCACAGGGCAGCAGGGCGCACAGGGCUGCAGGGCAGCAGGGCGCGCAGGGCAGCAGGGCACGCGGGGUGCACAGGGCAGCAGGGCGCACAGGGCUGCAGGGCAGCAGGGCGCGCAGGGCGAACAGGGCAGCAGGGCGCACAGGGCUGCAGAUCCCCUCCCCCCCACCGCUGCACCCGCAGCAGGGGGAUGGAGGAGAAGGAUGAAGGAGAAGGGGGGGACGGGGGGGGUUGGUGCUGCAGAUCCCCUCCCCCCCACUGCUGCACCCGCAGCAGGGGGAGGGAUGGAGGAGAAAGGGGGGGCGGGGGGGGGCUGGAGAAAGGGGGGGACGGGGGGGGUUGGUGCUGCAGAUCCCCUCCCCCCCACUGCUGCACCCGCAGCAGGGGGAGGUAGGAGAAGGGGGGGGCGGGGGGGGCUGGUGCUGCAGAUCCCCUCCCCCCCACUGCUGCUCAACAAUCCUUCACCCCCCAAAAAUGGAGGAGAAAGGGGGGGCGGGGGGGGCUGCUGCUGCAGAUCCCCUCCUGCCUCCCCCUGA
Molecule: messenger RNA, 1125 nt
Organism: Closterium sp. Naga37s-1
Lineage: Eukaryota; Viridiplantae; Streptophyta; Zygnematophyceae; Desmidiales; Closteriaceae
Source: the annotation of a GenBank genome assembly